Messenger RNA from Electrophorus electricus (electric eel), 1029 nucleotides. Lineage: Eukaryota; Metazoa; Chordata; Actinopteri; Gymnotiformes; Gymnotidae. The record is from RefSeq and is a predicted model, not a curated record.
AUGACUGGACAAACCUGGACUGAAGCGGCAAUAAGAGCCCUGAUGUGCUUGAUGGGGAUUUUUGGCAACAACUGGCUCCUUUGUUGCUCUCUGCCUACAUCCAGAUCUGAGGUGCGAACUAAUGACAUCCUGUUUGUCAACUUGGCUUUAUCAAACCUAAUAACUAAUUAUCUGGUGGACCUGCCAGAAACCUUGGAUUUUACAAGGCAGUGGCCCAUGGGCAGGACAUACUGUGGCACAUUCAACUUCUGCUCUGAUCUUUCGGAGAGCUGCAGUAUCUUCGCCACCAUGUUCAUCACUGUGUACUGGCAUCAGAAACUCGUGGGUUCUCUCAAGCAUGGAGGGGCUCCUGUCCGGAUGGACAAUACGUAUCUCGUGGCGGCCCUGUUGGCUGGGAGCUGGACUGGAGCUGUUGUGUUCAGCCUUCCUCAUUUUUUCUUUGCUUCCAAGAAUGUCUGGAACGAGAGUUGUGACAGGUGCACGGAACAGUAUCCCUCACCCGGAGCCGAGCAGACGUAUGAGAUGCUGUACCUCGUGCUAGCAAACGUGGUUCCAAUUAUCGGGAUCGUUUGCGGUAGUGUCCAAAUUGCGGUCACGCUACUGCAGAAUCAUAAACGCAUCGAGACCAUCACUACAGAGGUAACCAGAAGAGCCGACGUCUCCGUCGCUGAAGACCACGCCAGGUCUGCUGGAGGCAAUGCCACGAUCAGUGGAAAUGAGGCACAAAAGUUCGCAUCUGAAGUUAGUCCUGGGAACGUGCCCGAACACCAACGAAGUGUAAUAAAAUCAAAAGACAAAUCCCGCCUUUCCACGGACGCUCAGAUGAGGGCUGUGAAGAGUGUUCUGGCAGUGGCAACAGUCUUCCUGUUCUUCUGGCUAACCCACCUCGUGCUUAGCGUAAUCAGCAUUGUUUUCAAGUGCUCUGUAAUUGAUGAGAUUAUCAGCUACGUAGGUGCAGGGUACACCUGCAUUAUCCCUUACAUCUACUUGCAUGGAGUGAAGAAGCUGAAAUUUUCCUGCAGAGCCUGA